This is a messenger RNA of Schistosoma intercalatum, 2181 nucleotides long. The record is from the annotation of a GenBank genome assembly. Lineage: Eukaryota; Metazoa; Platyhelminthes; Trematoda; Strigeidida; Schistosomatidae.
AUGGCUGUUAGUGCAGCGAGUCAAGGGUUGAUGAAUUCAUCUCUUUAUGUCGGGGAUCUACACCCAAGAGUUUCUGAUUCGGCGUUGCAAGCAAAAUUUUCUGAAAUCGGUCCAGUCCUUAGUGCUCGUGUGUGCCGGGACCUAGCCACUCGUCAUUCUCUCGGGUAUGGAUAUGUUAAUUUCGAAGAUCCAAAGCAUGCUGAACAAGCGCUGGAAGUCCUAAAUUAUGAAUCACUAAUGGGAAGGCCUAUCAGAAUUAUGUGGUCACAGAGAGACCCAUCUUUAAGAAAAUCUGGAAAAGGAAAUAUAUUUAUCAAAAACCUGGAUAAAUCCAUCGAACAGAAGGAACUGUAUGACACUUUUAGCUUUUUCGGUCGGAUCUUAUCGUGCAAAAUUGUCAUGGAUGAAAAUGGACAGUCUAAAGGGUAUGGUUUCGUACAUUUCGAAAAAGAGGAAUGUGCCGAACGUGCCAUUGAGAAGAUUAACAAUAUGAUCAUUCGAGACCGUGUUGUUUAUGUUGGCAAAUUCAUUCCCAAGACAGAACGCAAGUCUCAAGCUCGAAAAGUCAAAUUCAACAACCUUUACAUCAAAAACUUCCCACCGGAAACAGAUAACGAGAAGCUAAAAGAAAUGUUUUCUGAGUUUGGAGAAAUCAAAAGUGCUUGCGUCAUGAAAGAUAGCGAAGGAAAAUCAAAGGGGUUCGGUUUUGUGUGUUUUUUAGACCCCGACCACGCCGAAAAUGCGGUCAAAACUAUGCAUGGUAAAGAGGUAGAGGGAAGAGCUCUGUACUGUGCUCGAGCUCAACGCAAAGAAGAACGACAAGAGGAGCUAAAACAGAGACUUGAAAAACAGCGGGCCGAACGUCAGUCCAGCUACAUGUUGAACGUCAAUUUGUAUGUCAAGAACUUGGAUGAUAAUAUUGAUGAUAAACGACUAGAGGAGGCUUUUAGUGUUCAUGGUUCUAUCACUAGUGCCAAGGUCAUGAAGGAUGCGAAUAAUCGGUCUAAGGGUUUUGGAUUCGUUUGCUUUGCGAACCCUGAACAAGCGGCCAGAGCAGUAACUGAUAUGAACGGGACAAUCAUAGGUUCAAAACCCCUAUAUGUCGCACUAGCUCAGAGAAAAGAAGAUCGUCGGGCAAAGUUAAUUGAAGAACAUCAACAGCGAUUGGCUCAGUACCGGAAUCCGGUCGCCUCAAUGAUCCCAGCAGUUCCUGGCCACGCAGCACCGCAUAGCUACUUUCCCCCUGCAUUUCAGCAGGCUCAACGGUUUUAUCACCCUUCGGGUGCUGUCCUUAGUUCACAGCCUCGUUGGAAUCGAGCGGCCGGAAUACCUGCACAAAUCGGUGGCCUUCCAAACAGACCACCCGUUGCUGGUUAUUAUGCUGGUGCGCCCAAUCCAGCUGCUAUUACAGCUAACCAAAUGGCUUCUUUCGCUCAAUUCCGCACACCAGGUGUUAACAGACCCAUGGUACCCAACGGCAUGUCAUCUAUCCCCUCAACUCACUUACAAACUGCAGCUGUUUUUAACCAGACUGCCAAUCAACAGAGACAACAAGCAUCUGGGAGACAGGGUGUGGUCGUUCCUCAAGUUCUCGGGGCUACGGCUGGUGGUUUGGGUCAACGUCCAACUGCAGCCUCAGUGGUUGCGGGUCCACCAUCUGCUAAUCCUGCCAUGCGACAACAGGUAGCCUCUCAAGUUCCAAGAGCCGUAAUGCAUUCUGGUAUGUCGAACAUAACAAGUACUGCAACAAAUGUUAGGUUCCAUCAAACAGCUCGCAAUGUCUCAGCUCAACCUACACUUGUCCCAGCUGGAAGUAUGUCUACACUCUUACAACCCCUUGGCGAUCAGGGGCAACUAACAAUAAGCGCAUUGGCUCAACUGUCAGAAGAGGAUCAGAAAAGGACGCUCGGGGAACAUCUUUAUCCGCGUAUCAAGGCAAUGUAUCCCAACUUAGCCAACAAGCUUACGGGAAUGCUUUUAGGAGUGGAUAACGCAGAGGUUAUAAAUCUUUUAGAAUCUGAAGACUUGCUACGCGCCAAGUGUGAAGAAGGCAUCAAUGUACUGAGAAGCAGCCAAAAUCAACAAGGUGACAUUGCAGAAGGUAGACAUACUUCUACAGGCCAGAAUGGUGAUGGCUCAACUGGAGCAGGGUCUAUGAAACCUGAAGAUUCCAAUAACUAA